AUGGAUACAGAAAUAAGCACCUACCUGACCGACAAGUGGAGGGCUAGGAUUAACCAAGGUGGACUAUAUAAUAAAAAGGCAAGAGGAUCUGUGCAUGCAAGAGGAGUCAGAGGACCCAAUAAAUACAAUUUUAAACGGAAUUACAAUGUCACUUGGGGACUUAAUAAUGCCUUAUUACUAAACCAAGAAACUGAACUACAACUUUCUAUGGACCAAAAAUCAGGGUCUGGAUUUGAGUCCUACAAUCAUUACAAAUCUGGACUCUUUCAUAUGAGGAUUAAACUACCAGAAAAGAACUCGAUUGGAAUUGUUACAGCUUUCUAUCUAUCUUCACCACGUUCAGCAGUUAACGACAAGCACGACGAGCUCGACUUUGAGUUCUUGGGUAGUAAUGGACCAACUUAUACAUUACAAACCAAUGUGUUUGUCAAUGGUCAAGGUGGUAGAGAGCAAAAGAUUAAACUUUGGUUUGAUCCCACAAAACGCUUCCAUUCUUACAAAAUUCUUUGGAAUCAAUUUCGAGUAAUGUUUUAUGUGGAUGACAUUCCUAUCAGAGUGUUUAAAAACAAUGCAAAAAUUGGGGUGAGUUACCCAUCAAAGCCAAUGCGAGUAAUAGGAAGCCUAUGGAAUCCAGAAAGUUGGGCAUCUAAUGGGAUCAAAACUGAUUGGAGUCAAGCACCCUUCAAGGCCAAAUUUCAAGAUUUCAAGAUUCAUGGCUGCACACUGCAAACCGGAGGCAAUAAGAAUUGUCAUUCUUCAAAGCUCUGGUGGAAUAGUAAGAAAUACCAGAGUCUAAACGUUCGAGAGCAAAGAGUAUAUCAAAAUGUAAGGAGGAAGUACAUGACUUAUGAUUAUUGUUCUGAUAGGUCAAGGCACCCUAAAACCCCACCAGAAUGCCGAAGAAACAAAUAGAAAACAGAGUCGUAGUAUAAUGUAUAUAGACUCUAGAACUCAGACAUUAUAUUGGUCAUGGUCUCUUACAAUAAUAAUGGUCAGAAAUAAUUACAUAUACCUUAUCACAUUUUUUCUUCUAUUUCUCUUUUCAUUUUGAUCAUCUUUAUACAUUUGAAAAGCAAUCUGGCCAAUCAAUCAUGCUACAGUGACACUACUUAAUUAGUCCUAAUACAAAGAGAAAGAUGAUAAUUUUUUGAUUGAAAUUUGGAGGCUUCAUAAAGUGAAAUACCUAAACACCUCAACUACUUAGA
Molecule: messenger RNA, 1205 nt
Organism: Quercus lobata
Lineage: Eukaryota; Viridiplantae; Streptophyta; Magnoliopsida; Fagales; Fagaceae
Gene: XTH11
Product: xyloglucan endotransglucosylase/hydrolase 11
Exons: 5
Coding region: 1-912 (303 amino acids)
Biological process (GO): xyloglucan metabolic process; cell wall biogenesis
Cellular component (GO): apoplast; cell wall
Molecular function (GO): hydrolase activity, hydrolyzing O-glycosyl compounds; xyloglucan:xyloglucosyl transferase activity
Source: RefSeq, a predicted model, not a curated record